Microtus ochrogaster (prairie vole) is the source of this 6449-nucleotide messenger RNA. It is a transcript of the gene Hdx, whose product is annotated as highly divergent homeobox. Gene Ontology annotation, molecular function: RNA polymerase II cis-regulatory region sequence-specific DNA binding; DNA-binding transcription factor activity, RNA polymerase II-specific. Gene Ontology annotation, biological process: regulation of transcription by RNA polymerase II. Lineage: Eukaryota; Metazoa; Chordata; Mammalia; Rodentia; Cricetidae. The record is from RefSeq and is a predicted model, not a curated record.
GAUCAUGAUGAGAAUUGAUGAUCGGACACGCUGAUUUCAUUGUCUGAGGCGGCAGUGGAGACCCAGGAAAAAUCUCGCGGAAUCCGUCUGCUCUGGCCCUGGUUUCAUCUUGGAUCCUCUGAACUCUUCCGUGACCGCACCACGCCCGAGAUGAAUCUACGUUCUGUAUUUACUGUAGAACAACAAAGGAUUUUACAGCGUUAUUAUGAAAAUGGAAUGACAAAUCAAAGUAAAAAUUGCUUUCAGCUCAUAUUACAGUGUGCACAGGAGACUAAGCUGGACUUCAGUGUAGUCAGGACGUGGGUUGGCAAUAAGCGAAGAAAAAUGAGUAGUAAGAACUCUGAAUUAGGAACAGCAGGAACUGUUUCUGGUACCUCAUUGGCAGCUCCAGACAUUACAGUCAGAAAUGUGGUUAAUAUUGCCCGGCCUUCAAGCCAGCAAUCUUCUUGGACUUCUACCAAUAAUGAUGUCAUUUUAACUGGUAUAUACAGUCCAGCAAGCUCAUCAAGUAAGCAAGGGACAACAAAGAAUGCAAAUACACAAAUUACAGAAGCACAUAAAAUUCCUCUUCAGAAACAAGCCAGUAAAAAUGACACUGAAUUUCAAUUGCACAUUCCUGUUCAAAGACAAGUAGCACACUGUAAAAAUGCUUCUGUGCUCCUAGGGGAAAAGACAAUUAUUUUGUCAAGACAGACAAGCGUACUAAAUGCUGGAAACUCGGUGUACAACCACACAAAGAAAAACUAUGGAAGCUCUCCGGUGCAAGCUUCUGAAAUGACAGUACCUCAAAAGCCAUCUGUGUGCCACCGACCUUGCAAAAUUGAACCAGUUGGCAUUCAAAGGUCAAAUAAACCUGAACAUGCAGGUCUGGCAUCACAUAACUUAUGUGGGCAAAAGCCAACUGUUAGAGACCCUUACUGUAGAACACAAAACUUGGAAAUUCGUGAAGUGUUUUCAUUGGCAGUCAGUGAUUACCCUCAGAGAAUUCUGGGAGGAAAUACCACACAGAAGCCUGGUUCAGCAGAAGGAACUUGUUUGUCCAUUGCGAUGGAGACUGGUGAUGCAGAGGAUGAGUAUGCUAGAGAAGAAGAGCUGGCAUCAAUGGGAGCACAGAUAACAAGCUACUCAAGGUUUUAUGAAAGUGGCAAUUCUCUUCGAGCUGAGAACCAAAGUACAAGUUUGCCCGGACCAGGAAGAAACCUGCCAAAUUCACAAAUGGUGAAUAUUAGAGAUUUGUCAGACAAUGUACUAUAUCAAAAUAGAGACUACCAUUUGACACCACGGACCUCAUUGCAUACAGCACCUAGUACUAUGUACAGUAAUACUAAUCCAUCCCGGAGUAAUUUUUCUCCACAUUUUGUAUCAUCAAACCAAUUGAGGUUAUCACAAAACCAAAAUAACUACCAGAUUUCAGGAACCCUUACUGUGCCUUGGAUUACAGGGUGUUCUAGGAAAAGAGCACUCCAGGACCGUACUCAGUUCAGUGACAGAGACUUGGCUACCCUUAAGAAGUACUGGGACAAUGGUAUGACCAGCCUGGGCUCUGUAUGUCGAGAGAAGAUUGAAGCUGUUGCGACUGAAUUAAAUGUUGACUGCGAAAUAGUUCGGACUUGGAUUGGGAAUCGAAGAAGAAAAUAUCGUUUAAUGGGAAUUGAAGUUCCACCUCCAAGAGGAGGCCCUGCUGAUUUCUCUGAGCAGCCUGAGUCUGGUUCUUUGUCUGGACUCACACCAGGAGAGGAAGCUGGGCCUGAAGUAGGAGAGGAUAAUGACAGAAAUGAUGAAGUGUCCAUCUGUUUGUCCGAAGCAAGCUCUCAAGAGGAGCCCAGUGACAUCAUCCCUGAUGAGACCAGGAUGCAGAAGGAUGAAGAGCACCAGGCAGUAUCUGCAGAUAAUGUGAAAAUAGAAAUUAUCGAUGAUGAAGAAAGUGACAUGAUAAGCAAUUCCGAGGCAGAACAAGUGAAUUCUCUCCUGGAUUAUAAGAAUGAAGAAGUCAGAUUCAUUGAAAAUGAGCUUGAGAUUCAAAAGCAAAAGUACUUUAAGCUCCAGACUUUUGUUAGAAACCUGAUUCUGGCUAUGAAAGCUGAUGAUAAGGAACAACAGCAGGCACUGCUGUCAGAUUUACCUCCUGAAUUAGAAGAGAUGGAUUUCAGUCACGCCUCACCGGAUCCUGAUGAUACCUCAUUCAGUGUGUCUUCGUUAUCAGAGAAAAAUGCCUCAGACAGUUUGUGACUGGGGGUGGGGAUAUGAUGUAUUCUGUUGGUUGCCUAACAGGUGUGCAUUUCAAGAUAACUAUAUUUUUCCCCAAUAAUCUUCAACUGGAAAAACACAUUGUUAAAACAGACAUAUUCUGUAAAGGAAGGACAAGAAAUAAUGGCUACAAUAAAAAUGCAUGUCAAAUGUAAAAAUACUUGAAAUGUGUUUUUAAAACUUCUAUAAAAUCCUAGAAAAGUUAUAUUUAAUUUUAAACAAUUCAGCCAUGAAAUCUAUUAUAUCUGAUUUUUGAAAGAUUUUUGCUUAUUGUUUAAGAAGAAUCUUAGUAGAAGUUUCAACCAGAGACAUAAAAAUAAUCAUAUUUCAACAUUACUAGGUUGCUAAAGCUUUAUUAGUCUUACUUUUGUAGCCAUUGCAGCUUCCUUCUCCUCUCAUUUUCUUAUCAUCCAUAUACAUUUGUACUCAGGAAAGUGGGCUGAAAAUUAAAAAAACAAAACCUAAAUGUAUGUUUAACAUAGAUGAAUUCUAGGAUUUAUUUUUAACUCCUAUGAGAAUUUGACCUAAGAUAAUGGUUAGAAAUUGAAACAAUUACUAGAAUGUAAUUUAAGUUAUUAGUAUUCUUCUGUCUAAACCUAAAACUGGGGAGUAAAAGACAGUUUUAAUCUCAAUUCUUGUAUACUGAAAAUGAUCAGUAUUAGUGAUUUACACUCUACUAUAUAGUAAAUUUAUAUAAUUCAUUUAGAGAAAAUAUUGCACAAAUACUUCAAGUUUACCAACAAUUUCAUAAUAUUCUUUCACAUCAUGAACUUUGUGAAGCAGGAAAUCAAAGUAUGCCACUGAUAUUGGUUUUCUUUUGUAUUCUAGCCAUACAACUUUGCCACAAAAUUUACCUCAUUUCCAUAUGAGGCCUGUACAGAGCCAUCAGCCAACAACAAUAUCAAAAAAGAGUUAUACUACUAUGAUUGUAAAUUAAAGUCCUCUGAAUUUCCUGGAUGCUAUUCUAUGAACACCCAGUUGUUACUGUUAGUUGGAACCAGAUGGUAGCACACUAUAGACAUCCCUUUGCAGAUCUUCCCUUCCAGAAUACCAGAUGGGAAUACUAAGAUUCAUAGAUGGGAAAACACUAGUUUCUCCCUAAGCUCACUGUCAUAUAUUUGUGACCUUGUUUGUGGAACUAAAUUACAUGAUUGAAUUAUUAUCUAAUCCUGAAGGAAGAGUGAAGCAGCUAGAUAACUGUUCUAGUUGUCAAGCUUUAAAUAUUUUUAAGUUUUUUUUAACUGUGGCUGAUUCUGAUCUCAGUAUUCCCUGAUACCAAUUUCGGAAUACAGAAAGGCAGUCACAAUGCCUUUAACUUGGAAAUGUCCCUUCUCCCCAGUAUAUACAAGUAAACUUCAUUGAUGGUCAUUCAGUUUAUCGACUAUUUGAUUUUACAUUGCUUCCACACAGCUUCUAUGGCUUCUUUGUCAGCAGAAAUAUUUCAGUAGUCAGCUACAUGCUCUUUAGCUGACCGUCAUGUGGUUCUUUGCAAACAACUUUUGGUAUUCCUUGCUGACAAAUCAAAUUCCAUUCAGGGAAAAGACCAUUGAGCAACAGAACCUCAAACAUUCAGGUUAAAUUUUUCAGUCACAUAAAUUUAUCCAGGAGAUAAAGAGUCCCCCACCCCCUGUAUACAAAAAAUACAGAAACCAUUAUUUUGUGAUAUGGAGGAUUUAGACAAGGUCUCCUGUAGCCCAGGCCAGCCUUUAAUUCCCAAUGUAGCUGAGGAUGCUUUUGAAUCCUACUGCUCCUGCUUCUGUUUCCAAAACUCUAGGAUGACAGCUGUGUUUCACCAUAAGAUUUAUUUUAGUUUCUUUUACCUUCACCAUUCUAUUUCUUUUAGUAUGAACAAGUUUCUGGGGUCAGGUGUGCUAAGGUUAUACCAUGAGAUCCUGGUAUGAAGAAAUUUCUGGGGUCAGAUAUGCUAUGGUUAUACCAUGAGAUCCUAUUAUGAACGAAUUUCUAGUCUCAAAUCUCUACUACAAUCUUCUCCAGCAAGGUUGAGUUUAUCUUUGAACUUAUAAACUGCUUAAAUUUAAAACUCUUCUUAGUCGGCCUUCAUUGCAGAGUGAGUCUUUCCUAUGUGUUUUAACACUCAUAAUUUUAUUUUUUACACUUAAAGAUUUGUCACUAAAUAAAAGAAAACAUUCAUGGCACUCUUACUAUAGAAAAGACACUGAAUCAGACAAUGGAUUUCUUAUUAAUCUAUGGAUUACAAAAAGAAUGAUUUUAGCUAAGUACAAUGGCACAACACUGAUACCUCACAUUGGGUAGACUGAGGAAAGCUGGGCUUCAAAAUACAAAGAAAUGUUUCCCUGUCAACCUUUUCAUGGAUAUUAAUAAAAGGUGUUCAGCUAUCAGUUGUAAUUGAUUUAAAAAUUCUAAUAGAUGUGAUACUUAGAAGGAAUAUUAUAUCUAUAAUUUUGGGAAGACAUUUAACUUUUACUUUUAUUCCUAAAGUUCAUUAACCUAGAAGCUAUAUGUCCUAACAGUCUACUUAGGACUACUUUUAUCCUGGUGUUUUUCUCUCAGCCACAGAAUUAUAUCUUUUAUGAACAUAGGAAUUAAAACAUUUAAAAAAAUAUUAGUGGGGAUAUUCUGUAGCCAUACCCAAAAGAAAUAGUUGCAGCAAUGUCAAAACAACCAUAUUUUGGCAGAUUGAAUACAUAACACAGACCUUGAAGAAGAUCAAAUAUUUUUUAAAAAAUUAUUAUGAAACUGGGGAGCUAGCUUGGCACUUGCACAGGGCCACAGGUUCAAUCCUAAGUACUUCAGGAGGACAGAUACGAAGCUAUUAUAAUGGAAACAAUUUUUACAUACAUUUUUCACAUACAUGUUUGGUUUUGAGAUUUUUUAAACAAGAAAAAUGAUAGUUUUGACUGUUUUCAUGAACGUGUCUGUGGAUCAUAGUGAAAAUCAUCUAAGUAGUAUUUCUUUCUUUAGGGCUUUGACAAUAUUAGAGCAUAUUAUACUAUCAGAAGUAUCAUUCAGAGAAGCAAAUGUAAAUGGGAUUUCUUCCCUACUGAACUACAUUUAAAUGUUUACUUUAAGCUUAGGAUACCAAGCAAUUUCAAAGCAUAUAAUGUAUAUCUGAGAGCACUUACCUUCUAAAAUGUGAGUUAAAAACAAACCCUGAAAUAACAAUAACAACAAAAAGAAGGCACCUUCCUCAUUCAGCCAAGCUAAAAUUAGUUAGAAGAAAAUGAGAAUUGCAGUUGCCCUGGAGAAUAGGAAAAUUAACACAGGCAAAGAAAAUGUUAAAGGAAAAUUGGUCUGUUUAGAGAACCUGGGGGAUGUUUUGUUGUAAGGUCAGCUAUCAACAGGACUUUUACACUGCAACUGUAAUCAGUGAUAGAAAUGUUUGUAACUAUUGGAGAAAAAAGGCUCUGGCCCAGUCACAUCCUGUAUUCAGUAUACAGUUAAUACCCAGACCUCAAAAGACCACCAAGAGUUCAUUUUUGCAAAGACAGAAACAUCUACUUUUAAGGCCCUUACAUUGGGCAGUCUUAUCAGUUUAUAGGAGAAAAGCUAAGUGGUAGAUAUAAACAGACACUGGAUGAUAAAAAUGACUAGUUUCCUUUUGGGGGAGGGGUUUUCAGCCCCUCUCUUAGCCUGAUUGUAAUCACCUUUGAAAGAAAUUCUGAAAUCUUUAUCUGCUGCCUUUUAUCCAUGAGGUAGUGAUAAAAUGCCAGGAAUGGUGUGACCUUAUAGUCAAUUUUCUUUUCAUUCAAAUUCCUAAAAUUAAAAAAAGGUAUUGUUCUUUGAAGAGUUACCAUUGCUGUGUAUCAAAUUGAUAGUUAAUUUCUUUCUGAAGUUGUGUUAACCUUGACAGAUAUCACUGUGCCUCGCCCGUCACCAAGCUAUGUUUGUAAUGCUCUAAUGAAAUAGCCUACUAACUUGUGAACCUGCAGUUGACAUAAAUAAAUCUUUAUUAAGAACACAUUUGCCAAGGAAGAAAGAAGAAAAGGAAUAUUUUCAUGCUGAUAUAAUUAUGAUUGUUUCAUUAAACUGUAUACGGGGUAUAUAUUGUUCCUCAUUGAAAUUUUAUUUUGCAUUAACAUACUGAGUAAUCCCUUCUAGCAAUUCUGCAUCCCAUUUUACUGGUACUACCUCUGAAGCAUAUUAUCUCUUUAAAACCAUAUCAGAUUGUAAUGUGAAUUUUUGUAGAGUUUUUAUUUAAACUUUUAUAGAGGCAAUAAAUG